CGCAGAGCGGAGCCGCCGCACGCAGGUGUUGGACCAGGAUCUGUUCUUUGGCACCGGAGCUGUCGGCUCUGCUGGGCAGGAAAAAUGUCAGACGGUUUCUCUUUAUCUGAUGCCUUGGCCAACAGCAACAACCCAGCCCCUUGUGCCAACCCAGCCCAGGGCUGGCCCUCCUGGGGGAACCAACCAGCAGCUCCUGGUGCAUUCCCAGGGUAUCCUGGAGCACCUGGAGCCUACCCUGGAGCACCUGGAGCCUACCCUGGAGCACCUGGAGCCUAUCCUGGAGCACCUGGAGCAUACCCUGGAGCACCUGGAGCCUGCCCUGGGGCACCUGGAGCCUAUCCUGGAGCACCUGGAGCUUAUCCUGGAGCACCUGGAGCUUAUCCUGGAGGCCCAGCAGGACCAGGAGCGUAUCCAGGAGCACCUGGAGCAUUCCCUGGACCACCAGCACCAACGGGGCCGUUUCCUGCCCCAGGACAACCACCCAACCAUCCUGGAUCUGGGCCUUCUGCUCCACAGGAAGGGCCAGCUCCUCCUCAGGGAGGACCAACUCCUCAUGGAGGACCAGUCCCUCCAAUGAAAGUCCCCUUUGAGCUGCCCCUGCAGGCAGGAGUCGUCCCUCGGCUGCUCAUCACCAUCACUGGCACUGUGAAGCCCAACCCAGACAGGUUUUCACUGGAUUUCAAGCGAGGGAAUGACAUUGCCUUCCACUUCAACCCCCGUUUCAAUGAAGACCACAAGAAAGUCAUCGUCUGCAAUUCUAAAUUCCAAGAUAUCUGGGGGAAGGAGGAGAGGACAGCUCCCAGGUUUCCAUUUGAAGCUGGAAGACCCUUCAAGCUCCAGAUCCUUUGUGAGACGGAUCACUUCAAGGUGGCUGUGAAUGAUGCUCACUUGCUGCAGUACAACUUCCGUGAGAGGAGGCUGAACGAGAUCACCAAGCUCUGCAUCGGGGGGGACAUCACCCUCACCAGCGUCCUGCCCGUCAUGAUAUAACUGGGAGGGAGCUCUGGGCAAACCCUCUGCUCUUUUAUGGUGUGACACAAGUGCCUUCUCACCACAUCACUGUGAGGUAAUAAAACAUUUAACCUGUAA
Molecule: messenger RNA, 1089 nt
Organism: Sturnus vulgaris (Common starling)
Lineage: Eukaryota; Metazoa; Chordata; Aves; Passeriformes; Sturnidae
Gene: LGALS3
Product: galectin 3
Biological process (GO): negative regulation of extrinsic apoptotic signaling pathway; positive regulation of calcium ion import; positive chemotaxis
Cellular component (GO): immunological synapse; nucleus; cytoplasm
Molecular function (GO): laminin binding; disaccharide binding; IgE binding
Source: RefSeq, a predicted model, not a curated record